Messenger RNA from Passer domesticus (house sparrow), 5976 nucleotides. RefSeq names its product laminin subunit beta 4 (gene LAMB4). Lineage: Eukaryota; Metazoa; Chordata; Aves; Passeriformes; Passeridae. The record is from RefSeq and is a predicted model, not a curated record. Bases 343 to 5766 code for a protein of 1807 amino acids. Gene Ontology annotation, biological process: animal organ morphogenesis; tissue development. The transcript has 36 exons.
CGCGGCCCGGGACGAGCGGGAGCCGGGAGCGGCCGGGAGCCGAGCAGGGAAUGCUGCCCGGGAGCCCAGCAGGGAAUGCUGCCCCACGGCCUCCCAGCCCGUCCCGCAGGCGCGUGGGCUCCCGGGCAUGGCCGUGCCACCCCGACGUGCUGCUCCGCAGAAUCGGUGACCGUGCGAGUGAAUAUAUUUGCUGAUGCCAGAAGCAGAAGGAGUUCACAAAUCAAGCUUUUGACAGGUUGCAGGCUGGGUCUCAUUCUCACCUACACCUUGGUGCCUCGGGGGACGUGCUGUCUUCUCCAGCUGAAGUGCACAGCAGUACCAGUCAGAGUUUGAUGAGGAGGCAUGAGGCUGGGGCUGGCCAUCCUGUUACACCUCAUGCUGCUAAGAGCCCAGCACGCACAGCAUGGCUGUGGUGCUGGGUCCUGCCACCCAGCCCUUGGGGACCUUCUCCAGGGCCGCAGCAAACAACUGACAGCCUCGUCAACCUGUGGGAUGAGCAGCCCUCAGAAGUACUGCAUUAUAGGCUACCUAGAGGCUGAAGAGAAGUGCUUUCUCUGUGAUUCCAGAUACCCAUAUAAUCCCUAUACCCAGCACAAUAGUCACAUGGUUGAAAAUGUUAUCACAACGUUUGAGCCUGAAAGGAAAAAGAAGUGGUGGCAGUCAGAAAAUGGCAUUGACCACGUCAGCAUUAGAUUGGACCUAGAAACUUUAUUCCAAUUCAGCCAUCUUAUCCUGACCUUUAAGACAUUUCGGCCUGCAGCAAUGCUGGUUGAGCGCUCUGCCGAUUUUGGUCAGACCUGGAAAGUGUUCAGAUAUUUUGCACAUGACUGUGCAGCUUCUUUCCCCAACAUCUCUUCUGGUCCAGCAAAAAGUGUUGGAGAUGUUGUUUGUGAUUCAAGAUAUUCAGACAUCGAGCCCUCCACUGAAGGCGAGGUUGUUUUAAAAGCUUUGGACCCCAGCUUUGAAAUAGAAAAUCCAUAUGUGCCAUAUAUCCAAGAUCUCAUUACAUUGACAAACCUAAGGAUCAAUUUUACUAAACUCCACACCCUUGGAGAUGCUCUGCUUGGGAGGAGGCACGGUGAUCCCCUUGAGAAGUACUACUAUGCCAUCUAUGAGAUGGUUGUGCGGGGCAGCUGCUUUUGCAAUGGCCAUGCCAGCCAGUGUGAUUCCAUGCAGAACCUACGGGGAGAUGUUUUCCACCAGUCUGGGAUGGUCCAUGGGAGAUGUAUCUGCCACCAUAACACUGAAGGUUCCUCUUGUGAAAGAUGUAAAGAUUUCUACAAUGAUGCUCCCUGGAGGCCAGCUGAAGGGACACAAGAUAAUGCUUGCAAACGCUGUAACUGCAACAGCCACUCCAGCAGGUGCCACUUUGACAUGGCUGUGUACCAGGCCAGCGGCGGGGUCAGCGGUGGCGUUUGUGAGGACUGCCAGGACAACACCACGGGCCAGCACUGCGACAGCUGCAAACCUUCCUUUUACCAGGAUCCACUCAAAGUCAUCUCAGAUCCUCGGCCAUGCCUCCCCUGCAGCUGUGACCCCGCGGGUACCGUGCCCGAGGGCGUGUGCGACAGCCGCACGGACCCCGCGCUGGGCACGGUGGCGGGGCGCUGCCCCUGCAAGGACAACGUGGAGGGCGCUCGCUGCGACAAGUGCAAGGCAAACUACCACGGGCUGAGCAGCAGCGACCCCCUGGGCUGCCAGCCCUGCAACUGCGAUCCCUUGGGCAGCUUGCCCUUCUCCGUCUGUGAUCCUGCCACGGGACAGUGCCUCUGCCAGAGGUUCACCACAGGGCAGCGCUGUGAAAGAUGCCUUGCAGGAUACUGGGGUCUUGGCAACAGCUUGUAUGGCUGUUCUCCAUGUGACUGUGAUAUCGGUGGAUCCCAGAAUAACUUGUGCUCGUUGAAGGACGGUCAGUGCGAGUGUCUGCCCAACAUCGUCAGCCGCCAGUGCAACGAGCCAGCUCCAGGGUACUUCUUUCUACCCCUGGACUAUUACAUCUAUGAAGCUGAGCAUGCAAAGCCCCUUUCUGGCUCUGCACCCUUGGUUCAGCCAAGCACUCUUCCAAGGUGUGACAUUUACUUCCAGAAGAAAGGCUAUGAGUUCAUGAUUGAAAAUGGAAAGAUUGUGUUAAACAGGAACAAAAAACGAACUGUAAGGAAAUCUGGACUGGAACAGGGUGCGAUGCAGUUUGGACAGGACUCGGAUUUGGCGGUGGUGCUCCGGCAGCCCAGCGCUGGUCGGGCUGUCACCUGGACAGGACAUGGCUUUGCCCGUGUUCCCAGUGGAGCUGGGCUGAGAUUUGCCAUCAGCAAUGUUCCCUUUGCUAUGGACUUUGAUAUCACAGUUCGCUAUGAGCCCGAGUUCUUGGAAGACUGGCUUGCAAGUGUUGCCAUCCAGCCUGCUGGUAUCUUGUCAGGUCAACACUGCAAAAACAAGGUCCUUUCACAGGAGCCACAUGAGCUGCCUCUCCCAGCUACAAAGAGGAUUGCAAUUCUGCAAACUCCAGUCUGCCUGGAGCCGGGAACAGAAUAUUUUGUGGAUGUGUAUUUUUCUCAGCUCUCUGCCUCUGACAAAAAGGCAAAAUCAUUCAUCUUGAUUGACUCACUUGGACUUAUUCCCAGAAUCGGCUCCGUGGAGAACUUAUGCAGUGAAAAGGAUUUAGAUGAGUACCAGAAGUAUCACUGUAUUGAAAUUGCAUCUGAAGUUGGGCCUCACGUCCUGCCCGAAGCGUGCGCGCGGCUCAUAGCGAGCCUGUCAGCCCGAAUCCACAACGGCGCCGUGGCAUGCAAGUGCAAUCCCCAAGGGUCGCUGAAUGCCAGCUGCAGUAAACUGGGGGGGCAGUGUCCGUGCAAAGCCAACGUCGUGGGACGCUGCUGUGACACCUGCUCUGCAGGCAGCUACGGCUUUGGCUUCCACGGCUGCCACGCGUGCGAGUGCCACCCGCAAGGCUCGCUGAGCCCGCUGUGUGACCAGGCGACGGGGCAGUGCUCCUGCCGCCGGGACGUGGAUGGCCGGCGCUGCAGCCGCUGCCUGCCCGGCUACUUCGGCUUCCCCCUGUGCCGGCGCUGCCCCUGCCAUGGCCGCGCCGAGCUGUGCGACCCUCGGAGCGGAGCGUGCCUCGGCUGCCGCGGGUUCACCGCCGGGAGCCGCUGCGAGAGGUGCAUGGAUGGCUAUUAUGGAAACCCUCUGGAUGGAGAGCCCUGCCUCCCAUGCAUGUGCCCAGGGCCACCUACCAGCAAUAGGUAUUUUGCACGUUCCUGUUACCAGGACUCCCAAUCUGCACAGCUUGUCUGUAAUUGUCUCGAGGGAUACUCAGGCAAUCAGUGUGACAAGUGUCCUAGUGGGUUCUACAAAAACCCCAGCAGCCCUGGGCUUGACUGUACACCAUGUCCCUGCAACAACAACAUUGAUUUGACAGACCCAGAGUCCUGUGACAGGGUCACUGGGGAAUGCACCAAGUGUUUACACAACACCCAUGGAGCAAACUGCCAGUUCUGCAAACCAGGUUAUUUUGGCUCAGCCCUCAAUCAAAGCUGUCAAAGCUGCACGUGCAAUCUGGCAGGUGUUGACCCUGCCAUGUGCCCAGGGGGGGACGCAGCCUGCCUGUGUGACGCAGCCACAGGAGCUUGUCCUUGCCUGCCCAACGUGCUGGGUGCCACGUGUGACCAGUGUGCCACUGGCUACUGGGACCUGGCCAGUGGAAAAGGAUGUCAGACCUGUGACUGUGACCCAAAAAACUCCCAAAGCAACCAGUGCAACCAGCUUACAGGCCAGUGUCCAUGUAAGCCAGGUUACAGUGGAAGAUCCUGUAAUGAAUGUGAGGAAAACUACUUUGGCAAUCCCCAGAUGCAUUGCGUUUCAUGUGAGUGUAACCUGGAGGGGACCCGGCAGCCCACGUGUGACAAAGCCACGGGCGCGUGUAACUGCCGCGCCGGUGUCACCGGCCGGCUCUGCGACCAGUGCGGCCGCGGCUUUGAGAAGGACUUUCCCUCCUGCCCUCAGUGUCAUCUUUGUUUUGAUCAGUGGGAUGCUGAAAUUGCUGCUCUUGCUCAGACCGUGCAGGGGUUAAUGAGGUUUGCAGCAAAGCUGGAAGAUAAAGGAGGACGAAUGCCCAGCUGUGACAUGCGCUUCAAAGCCUUCGAAGAUGCCAUUUCUGAAACUGAACGCAUUUUGAGACAUCCUGUCCUUUCACUGGAGGCCCUUUCAGGCAUCAGGAAUUUUCAGAGCUACCUUCAACAAAAAGUUGCACAGAUGGAUCCCCUUCACAGUUCACCCUUUGAAUUUCCUGACCUUAACAAGAGCAUAGAAGAUAUAGUAGAAGAAGCCAACCUAGUGUUUCAACUUCUACAGCAAAAAAUACAUCUGCAUCAAAGGUUUCAGUACUUGAACUUCAAAGAGGCCAUCAGCAACAUUAGGAAACACUCUGAAGUAUCAUUGCUGGCAGAACAGAAGACCAGGGUGACAAUCCCUAUUGUGAGACACUCAGAGUACACCAGGAAUGACACACUUGCUAUGUUGGAUCAUCAGGUCUUAAAUGCAAGCAGUGUGCUGCAACAGCUCAGAAAGAUCAAAAGUCCUGACAUCCAAAACUUGAAUGAAAAGAUCUGUGGUGCUCCAGGAGACCAGCCAUGUGCCACAGCAGCCUGUGGGGGAGCUUUGUGCCAGGACAGUCAUGGACUACGGCAUUGUGGUGGCCCAGACUGCACUGGAGCUCUUCCUCUCUCCUCUGAGGCCUUCAGGAAAGCUGAGGAGACUGCUGUGAUGCUAAAUAACUUGACUACCCAGCUACAGAAACCUGAGAAUCAGGUUAAAUGCAUUAGAAAAAUGGCAGAAGACAGCAAACUGAAAGGCUCACAAUUUAAUGGGCAACUGGAGACAGCUAUGAAUCAAAUUGAAGUUGAUGGAGAGAUCACUAAGGAGUUCAUCCAAAAAGUGAAAGUCUUCUUGUUAGAUGAGGGUGCACCUCCAGAAGACAUUGAGAAGGUGGCAAAUUAUGUCCUGCAAAUAAACCUUCCCCUGACUCCACAAGAGCUCAGAGGCAUGCUUGGCAAACUCCAAAGCAUUAUGAACCACUGUGAGAGGUACAAACUGAAUAAUAAGAGAAACAUAAAAAGGGAGGAUGCUCAGACACUGCUGGUGGAGGCACAAGAAGCUGACAAAGCAGCUACAGCUCUUCUGCCAGUGGAUGAAAUUAAUAAUAAACUAAAAAAUGUUGUGAAGUCCCAAGGACACUCCAAAACCACCAUCAUAAAGUUAAAUGAAGAGAUACAAGGCAUCAGAACGCAAAUCUCUCAGGCUGAGAACCAAGUGAACAAGACAAAUGAUAAACUGAAUGACUUGUCAGCCAAACAGACUGAGGUGGAAGAUGAAAGUGCCACAUGGCAGGCAAAAAUGCUGAUGAGCAAGAACCAAGCUACAAAGGCAAGAUUAGAGGCAGAAGCAGCUCACAAGCAAGCCCAGAAAAUUGAUAAUGAAUUUACUGACGUUAAAAGAAAGUACACCAUUCUUCAAGAAAAGCUAAAAAUCCAAGGACCUCCAAAUGUAACACUAAAAAAAGUGAAGCAGUUGAAAAAAGAAGCAGAAAAACUGGCUGAAGAGACUGAAAAGAAGAUACAAAGAAUAACAGAUUUGGAGAAGAAGCUUCAGGAGCUGAAUCAAACCAAACAAGAUAAAGCAGAGCAACUGAGACAACUAGAGGAACAAGUGAUAGCCAUUAAAAAUGAAAUAAUGGAGCAGGAAAGCAAGUAUGCAACAUGCAAGAGUUAGGGUCUGAACAGACCACCAGGUAAAAUGAAGCUGAAAUCACCAUGAUUAUCACAUCCUGAGCAUCCUGGCACAGGCCACUGUCCUCCGGAAAUACAUCUGAAGUGGCCUAGUGAAUUAUGUAAUUUUGUCUUUUUUUCUUUUUCUUCUUUUGUCCAGUUGAGUUUAUAUGGAAAUAGGAAAUACAUUGUAAUAAACCAUGUGAUUUAGUAA